AUGUCCGAGUUGAAACAGAAGACGGAGCUGCAGACAAUCAUGAGGCAAUGUGUGGAGGACGUGAGAAUUCGAAGAGAAAAGUUGGAGGAGAUCGCCCUGAAGAAAAACCUUAGGCCUUCAAGCGCGCGGACAGCAACAAUAGGUCCCGGGAGAGAGGGCCUGGGUACGUCAGCAUCGGCGCGCCGGCGCCCGCACAGCGCACGUCCAGCAUUAGGCUGUCGCAGACCUCUAAAAGGACCCAUGCAUUCAAGCCUCGAGGAAGAUCGGCAUUUAAGUGAGGAAGAAAGAAACCAGGUCGUGGAGGCGCUGUUGCAAAGGGAAGAAGUGUUGAAGGUCGUUGCACAGAGCGCGUUCCCUUCCCCGGAUUCGAAACAACAAUGUGACCAACGGAGAGCAGACUCGGCCGGUCGGUUGAAGCUUGGAGCGUCACGGCAAAGAGACGGCGUGGCGCAAAAUGGUGCUCACCGCGACAGCCUGCGCGCCUUAAAAAUUGGGCAAGACGCCAUUGCAUCUGCAUUCCUGUCUGGGAAAUGA
This is a messenger RNA of Ostreobium quekettii, 534 nucleotides long. NCBI's taxonomy places the organism in Eukaryota, Viridiplantae, Chlorophyta, Ulvophyceae, Bryopsidales, Ostreobiaceae. The record is from the annotation of a GenBank genome assembly.